CCGGAUCUGCGAUCUGCUGUCCGCAUCCUCCGUGUGCCCCCCCGACGGCAACACGAAACUGCUCAAGCUGGAAGAUAUUGUGUCGGGCCAGGCUAAAGCGUUGGAUUUCACGUCCUCGCUCUUCACGAUCGACAGCGAUGUGUAUGCGGUCACCCCCGAGGAUCAGCGGAUCUUGGAUGAGCGCAGGGACACGCUCAACACGCAGUUGCAGGAGAUUGCCGCGCAGCUGUUCUCGGGGGCGAUGGACAAGGCCAGUGAACUCAAGAAGGUUCGGUACCACCGUGUAGUGAUCAGCCUGGUGCUGCUGCUCAACCUCAAGUAUCUCCUGAUGAAGUCGCCGUCGGUGGAGCAGAUGACGCUGAGCUUGACGAACCUGAG
Messenger RNA from Prorocentrum cordatum, 378 nucleotides. Lineage: Eukaryota; Dinophyceae; Prorocentrales; Prorocentraceae. The record is from the annotation of a GenBank genome assembly.